Molecule: messenger RNA, 618 nt
Organism: Penicillium soppii
Lineage: Eukaryota; Fungi; Ascomycota; Eurotiomycetes; Eurotiales; Aspergillaceae
Exons: 1
Coding region: 1-618 (205 amino acids)
Source: RefSeq, a predicted model, not a curated record
AUGGAGUUCUCAAAUAAAUUACCAAGCGCGACUGAAUAUACCAUCACCGGCGGCUCCUGGAACGCUGAAUACCAAGUAGUGCUGGACGGCACCACGCUCUACCAUGUGACAAAUACAAGUUCCACGCCAGACAAGCCUUACCUCACCUUCUACGCCGGAGAUAGCGCAGACAGUCCGAUCGUAGGGUCCGGCAAAUACAUCAGCUUUUCAUCCAAUAUUCAAAUAAUCCUGGGAGAUCCCGAUCUUCCCAAAACGGUGACCUCGGCUAAGCUAAGCAAGAAGGGUUUCAUGGCAACGCGCCAUGUCUUCCAGAUGGAAGUCGAUCGCCAGAUGCGAACAUUUGCUUGGAAGAAUACCGAGUUGAAUGAUAAUUUUGGACCUCUUGGGAGCCACAAGCUGGUCAAUGAGGCAAACGAGGUCAUCGCAUCUUUCUUGCCUGGUGGCGCCAGGCUGAAGCCGGAUGGCGCAUUGCUUCUCUAUGCUGAUUUUGGGGACAGCUUCGUUUUGAUGGCUCUCAUCACUGCGCUUGUUCUGAGGGAGAAGACAAGGCGAUCAGUGAAUGGUGGCUAUGGGAAUAACCUUCGUUUUCAAGACGCCGGUGCGACUGGGUUCACGUGA